Molecule: messenger RNA, 2219 nt
Organism: Hypomesus transpacificus
Lineage: Eukaryota; Metazoa; Chordata; Actinopteri; Osmeriformes; Osmeridae
Gene: slc7a8b
Product: solute carrier family 7 member 8b
Exons: 12
Coding region: 196-1773 (525 amino acids)
Biological process (GO): amino acid transmembrane transport; neutral amino acid transport
Cellular component (GO): membrane
Molecular function (GO): neutral L-amino acid transmembrane transporter activity; L-amino acid transmembrane transporter activity
Source: RefSeq, a predicted model, not a curated record
ACAAUCAUUAUCUUCUACAUCUUUCCCAGCUGCCAUACAUUGCGUUGAACAUGAAGUAUAUCACUUAAUUUUAAGCUCUCAACUGGAUUUAUUUAGGAGACAGUGGUUGCUGAAGAGUCGGGAAGAAAGAGCAUCGAUCUCAACUGUGCCCAUUGAAGACGGGAGUUUUGUACAGGAGUUAUUUGUAGACGCAAAAUGACCGAAAGUCUCAGGCAGCGUGGAAAUUCACCGGCGGACGGUGAUGAUUACGACUGUGAUCAUGUCAAGACGUCUGGGAGCUCAGGGGUGGCACUGAAGAAGGAGAUUGGCCUUGUCAGCGCAUGUGGAAUUAUUGUUGGCAACAUCAUUGGCUCAGGCAUCUUUGUGAGUCCUAAGGGCGUCCUGGAGAAUGCCAGUUCUGUUGGCUUUGCUCUCAUCGUGUGGAUCGUGACAGGAGGGAUCACGGCUAUUGGAGCCCUGUGCUACGCAGAGCUGGGUGUCACCAUCCCCAAGUCUGGGGGAGACUACUCUUACGUCAACGAUAUCUUUGGAGGUCUUGCUGGGUUCCUGCGUCUGUGGAUCGCUGUGCUUGUGAUUUAUCCCACCAACCAGGCAGUCGUUGCGCUCACCUUCUCUAACUACAUUCUCCAGCCCCUCUUCCCCUCCUGCUUGCCUCCUGAAGGUGGCCUCCGCUUGCUGGCUGCAGCCUGUCUCAUGCUGUUGACAUGGGUGAACUGCUUCAGUGUGCGCUGGGCUACACGUGUCCAGGAUGUAUUCACUACUGGGAAGCUCCUGGCGCUGGGCCUCAUCAUUGUCAUGGGCAUCGUUCAGAUCUGCAAAGGUCAGUAUUACUGGCUGGAGCCUGCUCAUGCGUUUGAGACAUUCCAAGACUAUGACAUAGGCCUGGUGGCUCUGUCUUUCUUACAAGGCUCUUUUGCAUAUGGGGGCUGGAACUUCCUCAACUAUGUCACAGAGGAGCUGGUAGACCCCUACAGGAACCUUCCUCGUGCCAUCUUCAUCUCCAUCCCUUUGGUGACAUUUGUGUACGUCUUUGCCAACAUUGCCUAUGUCACUGCAAUGAGUCCCCAGGAGUUGCUGGCCUCCAAUGCAGUUGCUGUGACGUUUGGUGAGAAGUUGCUAGGAGUGAUGUCAUGGAUCAUGCCCUUCUCUGUGGCUCUCUCUACCUUCGGGGGGGUCAAUGGCUCUCUCUUCACCUCCUCGCGCCUGUUUUUUGCUGGCGCAAGAGAAGGUCAUCUUCCACGCCUACUGGCUAUGAUUCAUGUGAAGCGCUGCACCCCAAUCCCGGCCCUGCUGUUCACUUGUCUGUCCACCUUGCUGAUGCUGUGCACCAGUGACAUUUACACAUUGAUUAACUAUGUGGGCUUUAUAAACUACCUCUUCUAUGGAGUCACGGUUGCCGGGCAAAUAGUUCUACGCUUCAAACAGCCUGACCUGUAUCGGCCUAUCAAGAUCAGCCUGGUGUGGCCCACCAUUUACCUGCUCUUCUGGGCCUUCCUGCUGUUUUUCUCUCUAUACACUGAGCCCAUUGUGUGUGGAAUUGGCCUGGCGAUAAUGUUUACUGGCGUCCCUGUUUACUUCCUUGGUGUUCACUGGGACAACAAGCCCCAGUGCUUUGACACAUUCAUAGGUAAAGUUACCCAUCUCAGUCAAAAGUUAUGUACAGUAGUGUACCCUGCCAUGGAAGAGAGUCCGACACUGGGGCAGCAGCAACAAGGAGAAGAAGAAAAGAUGGAGAAGCAGGAAGAGGAGAAACCUUCUAAAUCUGAUGCAUGAACUUCUGCACAUAGAGUAGCACGCUAAGGUUACACUUGAAAAGGUAAAUUAUGUUAAAUUAAAGAUAGUACUGGUGCUCCAUCCACCCACAAUCAGGUCCUAAGCUCUGACACUUCAGCACUUCAGUAUCUUGGGGUGGUGAUGGCAACAUGGCAAAACCAAUCUAAAGCUAAACUAUUGCCGCAUUCUUUAUACCUGCCAUCACUCCACAAGUGCAUAGGGGGAGCUUAGCACUUUACCUGUGACACAAGACAACGUCUCAGAUGCACUUUCACUCAAAUGUACUUUUACAUAGCACUGGGUUUUCAUUCGUUAGAAAUGUUGACUGGCCUUAAUAUAACAUCACUGCCUCACAUAUAAUUCUACUGCCCUUUGACAGUAGUGUUCAAUGCAAUAUUUUUGAGGGCUACAAUUAUCAAGGCAGUCAUUUUUACUGUGUUCCUGAA